Molecule: messenger RNA, 4069 nt
Organism: Sceloporus undulatus (fence lizard)
Lineage: Eukaryota; Metazoa; Chordata; Lepidosauria; Squamata; Phrynosomatidae
Product: zinc finger protein 397-like
Exons: 4
Coding region: 884-2812 (642 amino acids)
Biological process (GO): regulation of transcription by RNA polymerase II
Molecular function (GO): DNA-binding transcription factor activity, RNA polymerase II-specific; RNA polymerase II cis-regulatory region sequence-specific DNA binding
Source: RefSeq, a predicted model, not a curated record
GCAGCAUUGGGAAAGAAAGAGGCCACUUUGGGAGGUUUCCUCAUGCCCCUCUUCUUUCUUUGCUUGGAAAGUUUGGAGACAGAGCCCACUUUUGUAGAUUUGGGGUGUUUUUGUCUUUUGUUGCAUGGCCAACAACAGUGCUGCCCCUGGAUAUAGCAACUUAAAAAGGAGGAAGGGGGGGGAAUAUAUAUAUGGAACAUUGUUCAGUAUUUGGUUAUUUGACCUCCCAUGACUUCUUUUUAAUUAAUGAAUUUUAAACUGUAAAUAUUACACCCAGUUAACUGUCUUGUAAUAUUAUUAUUAUCAUUAUUAUUAAUUAUUAUUAUUAUUAUGCACAAACAAUAAAAAGAAAACAACAACCCCUCCCCCAGAACUAGACUAACAUUUACAAAGUAUGCAAGCUAAACAUCAUUAAUAUAUCUAUAUAUCUAUUAUAUUACACUGAUUCCACAAACAUUGAAACAAUAGCUAAUAUGAACACUGAUUCCUGAGUUUUGAUACAUCCUUGAUUUUAUGAACUUAAGGAUAAUUCAGCUUUUAUUAUUCUAGUCUAACCUACUUACUGCCCACUUCUAUACAUUUUCAGGCUUAACAACAUCUUACAGACAUAUAUGUAGCCUUUAUAUCCGAUAAGCGUAUAUUUUAAACAGUGAUCUCUCUUCAUGCUUCAAAUGGAAGAACAUUUAACUGAGAAGUUUCAGCACCUUUGGAUUGUUGAAAGGCCUCAGUUCUCUGCAGUCUUACUUGAGAAGCACCUUGUUUGGAUGAGUCUUGUCACACUAACGGAACUUGAAGGAUAAACCAGCAGGCUGGAGCAUCUGUAAAGACGUGGUGCUGCAAAACAUAGAGGAGGAGCACAACUAAGCCAAUUUCCUUGGACAAAAUGUCAGAGACCCAAGAGAAAAAGGCUGUGGUGUCUCUGAUAAAGGAGGACUCGGAUCCAGAAGUAAAGAUGGAGGAAGAGGAGGAGAAGAUGAUAGUCUGUGAAGCAGGAGACCUAAGGGAAGGAUCCAUUCUUCUUAAAGCCAAGGUGAAACAGGAGCCAGAAGAAGGGCCCUCAAGGAACUGGGAUGCCCAGCUGCAGGAAUUUCUGGUGGCCCUACAGGCUCGUCCUCUGAGUGGAGGAACUCUACAGCUUCCUGAACUGAAGCAAUUCAGUGAUCCAACAAUACUACAAAUGCCCUUUCCAAGAGCAAUAGCUUCCAACAAGUGGCCCAGAGAGCUGUGGGUUUCCCAAAUCCAGCCACACCUCACUGGAGAAAUGCAAGAGGAUGCCACACACAGUGGGAAGGGGAAAGAGGGAGCUUCCUCUGGAGAUGCUGUUGAGUUGGAGGCCCCGCAUCAACAGUUUCGGGCAUUGCGCUACCAAGAGGCCGAUGGGCCCCGGGAUUUUUGCAAACAGCUCCAAGAGCUUUGCCGCCAGUGGCUGAAGCCAGAGAGACACACCAAGGAGGAGAUGUUGGAGCUGGUGACCCUGGAACAGUUCUUGGCUGUCGUGCCACCAGAUAUGCAGGCCUGGCUCAGGGAAAAUGGUCCAGAGACAUGUGCCCAAGCAGUAACCCUGGCAGAGGAUUUUCUCCUGAGGCAACCAGAGGCCAAAGUCUGGGAAGGGCAGAUCACAGCAGUGUCUGAAGAGGAUUUGGUAAAUCCCACCGAAGCAAACCAAGUUCAGCCAGACUUGGUGAAGGUGCAGAUCUUCACAGAAGCCAAGCAGGAGAGCGAAGAGAAUUCGUCCUUGUUGGGAGAUGGAGGGUGGAUGGAAGGAAGUGGGGAGAAGAACUCUUUAUUGGUGCAUCCUGAGCAAAUGGAGCAACUGACAGCAUUCUUGAAAACAGAUAAAGAGAACAAUUUCCUCUGUCAGGGAGAACCUGAUGAGAGUCAACAGGGGCCAGAGAGGCAGAAUGGAGGUGAUAAAGAGGAGGAAGAGGUCCUGGUGGUUUGCUCACAGGAUGUUUGCAAUACUGCCAAUGAAUCUCUUAUCCAGCAAGAUCAGAAUAUGAAACAUGAGGAAUAUGGGGAAAGCUUCAGUCUAAGCUCACAUCUUGAUGAUGAGCACAAGAGCACCCACAAAGACGAGAAGCCAUACCAGUGUUGGCAUUGUGGUCAAAGCUUCAGCAGCAGCUCAGAUCUUCUGUCACACGAAAGAAACCAUGUGGGGGAGAAGUUGUAUAAAUGCUCCAGCUGUGGAGAAAGUGAGAGAAUACAUAUGGGCCAGAAGCCACAUAAAUGCUCGAACUGUGGGAAUACCUUUGGCUGCAACUCUCAGCAGGAAAAACAGGGAAGAAAGAAAAUUCAUGCAUGUUCAAUAUGUGGGAAAGCAUAUACUCAGUUAGCAGGUUUCCUUCAGCACCAGGGAGUCCACAGAGGGGAGAAACCUUACAAGUGCUCCAAAUGUGGAGAAAAGUUUGGAACCUACACGGGUCUCAAAGUCCAUCGGAGAACUCACACAGGUGAGAAUCAGUACAAAUGUUCACACUGUGGGAUGUGUUUCAGUUGCAGCCCACACUUGAGAGCCCAUGAGAGAACCCACAUGGCGAUGUGCUCCUACUGUGGGAAAAGCUUCAGCAAAAAAUCUGAACUUAUUGAACAUGAGAGGACCCACUCAAGAGAGGAUUCAUUAGCAUGUUUUGCCUGUGGGAAAGCCUUUGAAGUCACUUCUGAACUGGUUGCUCAUGUGCGUACCCACACGGAGAAGCCACCAGAAUACUCAGACUCCAGGAAAAUCUUCCAGUGUUCAGAGUGUGGUGAUAUUUUCAGGCAUGGCUCUGCUCUCAGAGUACAUCAGAGAAUCCACACAGGUGAGAAGAUAUAGUAGGAAGUGCUUCACUAAUGUCCCAUGAGGGAAUCCACUUAGCCUUAUACUCCUAGCGUGGGACAAGCUUCAGCCCCAACAAGAACUUGUGGGACAUGAAAGGACCUGUGCAGCAGAGGAAUACCAUGCAUGUUUUGCCUAUGUGAGAAUCUUUUGAGUUUAUUCAGAAUUGUUUGCUCAUAUGCAAACCAACACAGACCAAGAGCUAGGUCUGCGGAAGAAAGCCUUCAGGGAAAAUAUGCAACAAAUUAUGCGCCAGCAAGUCCAUACAGAAGACAAAUGGCAUAUAUAAACCUGCCAGAGAUUUGUUCUUCAGAAGAAAAUGCACAUACCAGAAAAAGCUACGUAGAUGGUUUGAAACACCCCCAAUCUUAAAUCUUAUAAGAGGACCCAAGAGAUGGAAGAGACAUCAUGAAUUACUGUCACUGUAAUGAAAGCUUCAGGUGAAGUUUCCAUUUUAUCUUGCAGUAGGGAAUUCCCACAGAGGAGGAAUGCUUCAAUUGUUCAGACUGUGGGGGACUUCAGUUGUUCAGACUUUAAAUACAGUAGUUAGUUUGAUUUUUUUCCUCAUGGGAUGCUAACAAAAUCACCAUCAUGGACCACAGCAAGAGAUGCUGAGGUAACAUAGUGUUUGGUGAUGGUUUGAAUAUGGUCCCUUGGAGUUUUGUGUGUGCGUUUAAAAUCAUGUUUAUCUACAUCUUGCAUCAUGUCAGCAUUGGGAGUGCUGGAUUUUUAGUUCAUACUCAUGGAGACUAAUACAAUCUAAGAUUCGAUGGGGGAUUUUGGUAAAUCUGGUGUUCAAAAAAAGAUGUACAUAAAAGAAGUUCUUGAAUUCUGCUGGAUCUGACUGGUACCAAUAUAUCAUGGACCAAGGAGGAAAGCCCUAUGUUAAGAGCAGACUAAAGAAAAUCAGGUCCAGAUUCAUUUAAUCUAUGCUAUUUACUAGGAAAUAUGAGUCAAUAGCACCUUCAUGCAAGUUUUCAGAACUGCAGAAUUCCAGUGAAGAUGCAGCCCUAACUUUCUUCUCUGAUUCCUCACCAGUGUUGUAUCUACUGUGAUAUUCUUUUUGCUUUCUGUUGCAAUUUUUUGCUUUACGGUUUGUUUUCUGUUCAUCGAGGUUAUAGGGUAAAGGAAGAAAUCCCAUGUAUUCUGUAAAGAACUAGUUUCAGGAAAAACAGCACCCAUUAGUAGAAGCCUUGGCCUCAACGGGACCCAGCUACUCCUUUCUUGUCCCCAAUAAAAAAGUUGGAGCCUCAA